CCUGUGUCUCAUUUAUACAAUUUCUCAGUGUGCAGCAUGAAAGUGGCCACAACUGCAUUUCAUUGUGCACCCCUGAACAUUAAACUUAAUUAUCAGUGCUCGAGUCAUGUUCAAUAGAAAAGUUCAGAUCUCUGGUUUCUGUCCGCAACAAGGCAAUGCAAAUGAGUUAUGAUGCCAAGUCUCCUUUAAGAGCGUGCCGAAUGUCACCGCCUUUAGCAUGUGGGAAGUUCACAUGCAGGCCUUCUGCAAGUUGUAGUUUCACUUUACAGGAAACCGCUGAGGUAUAUAGAGAGAGGGAGGAGGGGAGGGAGGAAUAACUAGCACACAGAAGGACAGAGGUACUGUAAUCUGGAAGAAAGGGUUGAGAAACACACACAGAAUUUGUGAUUCAAAGACAGGACUGACAAGUGUUUCCUGGUAUUUCUUUCUCUGCAACAACAUGGGUUUAAGUUCAACUGAAGACUCACACAGCUCUCCAGAUGUCAACGACCUGAGGAUUGUCCUGCUGGGGAAGACUGGAUCAGGAAAGAGCGCAACAGGAAACACCAUCCUGGGACGACAAGCUUUUACCUCAGAGAUUUCUCCGUCUUCUGUGACAGUGACGUGUAAAAAAGAAACUGGCCACUUUGAUAACAGAACUGUCAGUGUGGUCGACACCCCAGGUGUGUUUGACACAUCGAUAAAGGAAGACCAGCUGAAAGGUGAAAUAGAGACAUGUAUCGUGCUGUCUGACCCAGGACCCCAUAUAUUCCUGCUGGUGAUCAGACUGGAUGUACGGUUCACAGAAGAGGAGAAAAAUGCAAUAAAGUGGAUCAAGAACAACUUUGGUGAGGAAGCCUCCAAUUAUACGCUGGUGCUUUUCACUAGGGGAGAUGAGCUCAAGGGGAAAUCCAUCCAGGAUUAUAUAGACCAAAGUUCUGAACUCAGGGAGUUCAUCGAUGACUGUACAGCUGGGUACCAUGUAUUUGACAACACAUCUAUGGAAAAUCGCACUCAGGUGGCUGAUCUGUUUGAACUGAUAGACGAGAUAGUGCAGUUAAAUGGUAACUAUUACACCAGAAGCAUGUAUGAAGAGGCCCAGAGAAAGAAGAAUUCAAAGGAAUGGUGGAAAAGGGUGGGAGGCUAUAUGAACACUGUGGGUAAUCAGUUGUUUGUGGCAGCAGCAGCCACAGCUGUCCCUGCAGCUGGUGCAGCUGUAAUGGCAGAGGAAGCAGCCCCUGUAGCUGGUGCUUUGUUUACAGCAGCUACAUCCAUGAGAGUGAUUUCAGUGGCCGCAAGUGGAGGAAUUUCAAAGGUCAUGGGGUGGUGGGUGAAACCUAAAACAGACAGCUGAGUCAUGUCAAGCCAUGAUACUUUGUGUAAAGUCAUUCAAUUGAUUUCCUUUUCACACAUUACAUUCAUAUUUGCCCUUUUGUAAAUAUUUAAUGUUGCAUUUAUUCACUCCAUUUAUGUACAUUCAUACAUAUUAAUCGCAGCUUGUCUGCUUUGAACCAUAAAUUAACCUUUUAUGACAAAUGUUUAAAUGUUGAUGCUGCACACUCUUAUCCUGAACAUCAUAUUGUGUGUUGGAUUUGUAAGAAUAAAAUAAAGAAAUAUGACAACAACAA
This is a messenger RNA of Epinephelus lanceolatus (giant grouper), 1607 nucleotides long. RefSeq names its product GTPase IMAP family member 8-like. Lineage: Eukaryota; Metazoa; Chordata; Actinopteri; Perciformes; Serranidae. Gene Ontology annotation, molecular function: GTP binding. The record is from RefSeq and is a predicted model, not a curated record.